GCCAGGCCAACCCGUGUCGUGUUGCUAUGUGCUGAGCGGAGGGGAUAGGCGCGGGGGCGCGUCCGUCACGGGGCAGCCCCCUGCCCGGACCUGGAGGGAUGCGGAGUGGCGGGCGGCGGCGGCGGCAGUGGCGGAGACUGUGGCUUUAAGAGCGCGCCGGCAGCGGGCGAUCCAGCCGGGCGGUCCUUCGCUGCUGCGCACCCCCGCGGAGCCGAGCCCGGCGCUGGCCGGACGGGGCAGCCUGCUGCCGGGCUGUUUGCCCAGUGGUAAUGCAGCUAAUGAGAAGAACCCAGACUCAAUCCAAGUUCAUCUGCCUCUAGAUCCUGCGCUGAUGACUACACUGCUGUCCACUCUUCCUGUGUGGCAGAUCAGAGAUCCUGGGUCUUUGCUGCCUUCUUUGGGUUCUGGAUUCUGGCAAAAUUAGGCUGGGCUGCUGAGAACCAGCCCUUGACCUCUACUUGAGGGUCCUUCCUCUGAAGACGUCACCAGUGUGUGGAGCCUGCCCCACACCCACCCCCUGCCAAACCACGGCCUUUACCUGUGUCUUCCGGUGUUUCCCGUGCGACCCAUCCUGUGGGAGUGCCUCGUGGGCUGGCCCAGAGCUCACCCCACGCUCAGCGGCGCCAAUGGUGAAGAUGACAAGAUCCAAGACUUUCCAGGCGUAUCUGCCCUCCUGCCACCGGACCUAUAGCUGCAUUCACUGCAGGGCUCACUUGGCCAAUCAUGAUGAACUCAUUUCCAAGUCGUUCCAAGGAAGUCAAGGACGAGCAUACCUCUUUAACUCAGUAGUUAAUGUGGGCUGCGGGCCUGCAGAAGAGCGAGUGUUGCUAACAGGACUACAUGCAGUUGCAGACAUUUACUGUGAAAACUGCAAAACCACUCUGGGCUGGAAAUAUGAACACGCUUUUGAAAGCAGCCAGAAAUAUAAAGAAGGCAAAUACAUCAUUGAACUAGCACACAUGAUCAAGGACAAUGGAUGGGACUGAUUCGACAGCAUCUGCCCAACCCAGUGUCCACGUGAACGCCAUCCAACUGAACAUUCUACCCAAGCGUGAGAGAGUGACUGAACACUUGGUUCCAUCCAUUUAGGGGCCUUGCCAUCGGGGGCAUCCUCCCACACUGACGCCAUCUUUCUGGUGACCGGCCUCUAAAUUGCUGUCUCUGUCUCUUUGCUUUGUAUCUGUUUGUGAGUUGAUCCUGGCUUCUCUCUCUGUUCUAGUGUUGGCUGAAAACAAAACAACAAAAGGAACAGAUCCUUACCACAUGGCGGCAGCCCACCUUGAAAAGGGCCCAAGGGCCCAUGCAAGAGCUGCCUGAUGGCCUCUUGUCAGGAGAGCAGUGGCACAGCACGUGGGUGUUAGGAAGAGGGAAAAGGGGGAACCCCAAGCGUCCUGGGAAUGGGCAGGGGGUGGGAGGGUGGAAGCAGGAACAAAAUUGCGCUGCUCCUAGAGACCCAGUAACUUAGGCUUGAAAUAAUCCACCUAUUUAAAAGGACAAAGAGAAAAAAAAUAUAUACCUCAUGGCUGCAUUCUCUCUGAUCAGAUUCUGUUCCUGAUACCGUGUGUGCCAGGAUAGCAAAUGAGCACAAGCAGUGGCCCUAAUUCUAGCUGACAGGGCAAGAGCCUGGUUCUCUUGGGCUGAGCUGGGGAAUGUCCUCGCAGCAGUGAGUGAGGUGGGUGAAGUCCUGAUGGGUUCCGAUCUGGUUCCUCACUCAGCCUCUGGGCAAUCAUCUCUGCUUCCUUAGCCACUGCAGGUGAGCGCAGAGGGGACUGCCAUUUGCAAUGAGCGCAAGAUGCGCAUGCCCCGAAGGCUUUGACCAGCAACCAAGUAAAAUCAGUAAUUGAGACAAGCAGGGAAUAAGAGGGGGGCUGUAGCUUGGGAGCUCCUAAAGAAAUGGCUCAGAUAUUGAGCCAGAAAAAUUAAAAGUAAAAUCAGUUAGCAAUUCUGACUGUCCUUGUUUCCUGACCCUUAGUAAUACUGAGUCAUAUUGCCAGGGGAGGAAGCCGACUGGAACAGUAUGAGGAAUAGUUCAGAUUUGAACCAGUCCAGGUUAGGUGUAUCUUUCCUCUUUGGAUACGCAGUGGCUUCAGUGGGAUCAGUGAUCGAUUGAUUGUGAUGUUUUGGGUCUUUUUCUCCACCUCCACGUUGUAGACUGUGGAAAACAAAGGCCCAUGGCCUUGAGCCUAGGGAUCACCUGGUUGGUGGGAUUCUCAUGGCCCUAGUUACUCUUCUUGGACCUUCAGUGUCUUAUGUGGAAACAAGUCUGUCCGAGUGGUCCAGCAGUGGGGAGGGGUUACAAGUUCCACUAUUACCCCCUUUGUCCUCCCCUCCCAUCCAAACUUCACUGUGUUAGGGAAGUGAAGAACAAAUCCCUGCAAGGCUUAUAAAAAAAGAGAAGUUUUUUUUUCCAUUUAAUCAACACUGUGACGUCUCCUCUGCAGCUUUUCAGCCAGGUAAAGGAUGCAUGACUGAAACUCAUCCAACCUAGUUAAUUUCGUUUCUUAGACUGAAAAUAUUGUAAAGAUACUUGUGGAUUAGGUAAUUCUCAGCAUCUCUUUCUCCAAGCAGGCUGCUUCUAUAGGAAAAUUCACCUUAACAGCCUCACAAAGUGAGUUCAUGGAGAUAAGAAUCUAUAAAGUUGAUUAAGAUUAAAGCAGCCAACCCAGGACAGGCUUCAGAAUCUCAUUGUCAGCAGAACCAAAUUCCUAUAAGAAAUGAGUCUAUAAUGGAAAUACCUCCAUGUGCUGAGAGUAGAAUGGGAGAUUUGAGACAGACAUGGUCCUGCCCUGCUACUGGCAGAUGGAAGGAUGACAGAAAACAGGGUAGUUCCAUGUUUAGCAAUAAACAUGCCUCUCCUCUUUAAGACAGAAGGAUUUCUAGAUAUUGAAUUCGGGCCAGGCAUGGUAGCAUACCACUAUAAUCCCAGCAACUUGGGAGGCUGAGGCAGGAGGAGCUCAAGUUUAAGAUCAGCCUCAGCAAUUUAUUGAGUCUCAAAAUAAAAAGGGGAAGGUAUGUAGUUUAGUGGUAGAAUGCCCCUGGGUUCAAUCCCCAGUACCAAGAAAAAAAAAAAUUGAAUUUUGUUCUUUAGGGCUUCUUGUCAAGGAUGCAGCCCUAGAGAUUAAGUUGUUCUCCCUACUUUAUUGCAAAGCAGACUGAGGUUCAGAAGUGUUUAAUUUCUGCUCCCAGAGAAACUGUCCUUUGGCGCCCAGGCCCAAGUUUUCAAACAUUUUUCAACUUUCACAUUCCUAAACUGGCUUGCCAUGACAGAAAUCACGGAUUUCCCCUCUUUUUCCCUCCUGAAGCAAGUGGCCUUCAUUCAUGGAUUUGACUAGACCCUUUGCUCAGGGACUAUCCAGGCUAUUAAGAGUCCAUUUCAUAAAAAGAAAAUGAGAGUUAAACGAAGGCAGGUGUUUUGUUUUUUUUAAAACUAUAGUUGGAAUGUAACGAUGUAUUGAAACUGGACAUGGAGUGUCCUAGAAUUGUCAAGGGGCAGAGGAGACCAAUGUGCCACUGUUCUUCUUUGGAGAUGGGGCUUUUGACUGUUGUAUGGAUCAGAGCAGUUUCCAGUCAGACCCUGCUUCUGGGUUUUUCCAGUCACUAUCCAUUGAGCAUCCAGUGGGUGCAUGGCACCAUGCUUGGUGCAAGAGAUCUGAGUGUUGGUUUUUCCAUAACUACAGGGGGAAAAAAACUCAUUAGGCUUCCCUUUGUGUCAGUGAAACCAAAAGUGCUUCUUAUACGUAGCUCCAUUUGUGGUUUGUCUAACAUUUAGCAGUAUUGGAGAGGCCACAGCUGAGCAAUGGAGAUCCCGUCAACCCAUGGCCUUGGUCAGUUUAUUCUUUAAUUUUCUCACCAAAUUAUUGACUCAGAGCAUAACCAAAGACCCCAUCCAUUCACCCUAAGCAGGUUCAGGGAAUUGGAGUUUGUUGAUUAAACUUGGGUUGGGUUGCAGGGAGAAGGGAAGAGGAAAGGAGAAGUGAGAAAGGGAAAAGCAGGAAGUUCUAUACCUCAGCUAGCAGCUGCCUUCAUUUUGAACUGAAGUUCAGCUGGCAGAUUUGCAUUCCAGCUGCCCUGCACCACCCUAGGUCAUACGGCCUUGGCCACCCUGAAGUGCACCCAGGCCCCCCACCCCGAUCCCUGGGAUAUUAGUCUCAGGCUGCUGAUGGGUUGAUUUGACAUGAAUCAAAUAGAGCCAAACUUGAUGCCCACAAGUUCUCAGCUGGGUCUGAGUACUACCCCAGCUCCUGUGACAGUUAAGAUCACAUAGAUAGGGUAAAGUUAGUCUUUACUGGUGGAUCAGUGUGUGCAAAAGAGGUGUCCCCUUUAUAAUAAGAUUUUCA
Messenger RNA from Sciurus carolinensis (gray squirrel), 4337 nucleotides. RefSeq names its product yippee like 2 (gene Ypel2). The transcript has 6 exons. Bases 627 to 986 code for a protein of 119 amino acids. The record is from RefSeq and is a predicted model, not a curated record. NCBI's taxonomy places the organism in Eukaryota, Metazoa, Chordata, Mammalia, Rodentia, Sciuridae.